Messenger RNA from Plectropomus leopardus (leopard coralgrouper), 2229 nucleotides. RefSeq names its product macrophage erythroblast attacher, E3 ubiquitin ligase (gene maea). NCBI's taxonomy places the organism in Eukaryota, Metazoa, Chordata, Actinopteri, Perciformes, Serranidae. Gene Ontology annotation, molecular function: protein binding; ubiquitin protein ligase activity. Gene Ontology annotation, biological process: proteasome-mediated ubiquitin-dependent protein catabolic process. The record is from RefSeq and is a predicted model, not a curated record. Gene Ontology annotation, cellular component: nucleus; GID complex; cytoplasm.
ACCACAAGAAAACCACAAAACCAAGAUGGCGGUGCAAGAGACAGCAUCUCAACUGUCCAUGGCUCUCAAAGUCCAAGAAUAUCCCACCCUGAAGGUGCCGUACGAGACUCUGAACAAACGUUUCAGGGCGGCUCAGAAGAACAUCGACCGGGAGACGAGUCACGUGACGAUGGUUGUUGCAGAGCUGGAGAAGACGCUGAGCAGCUUCCCAGUGGUCGACUCUGUGGUGUCACUGCUGGAUGGUGUGGUGGAGAAACUCAGCGCCCUGAAGAGGAAGGCUGCUGAGUCCAUCCAAGCAGAAGACGAGAGCGCCAAGUUGUGUAAGCGUCGCAUCGAGCACUUGAAGGAGCACAGCAGCGACCAGCCGGCCUCAGUCAACCUGUGGAAGAAGAAACGCAUGGACCGAAUGAUGGUGGAGCAUCUGCUGCGCUGCGGCUACUACAACACAGCUGUUAAACUGGCCAGACAGAGCGGUAUAGAGGAUCUGGUCAACAUUGAGAUGUUCCUCACAGCUAAGGAGGUGGAGGAGUCUCUGGAGAGGCAGGAGACUGCCACUUGCCUAGCCUGGUGCCAUGACAAUAAGUCCCGCCUCCGCAAGAUGAAGAGCUGUCUGGAGUUCAGUCUGAGAAUCCAGGAGUUCAUUGAACUCAUCAGACAAAACAAACGCAUGGAUGCAGUCAGACAUGCAAGGAAGCACUUCAGCCAAGCCGAGGGCGGACAGCUGGAUGAGGUUCGGCAGGUGAUGGGAAUGCUGGCCUUCCCGUCAGAUACACAUAUCUCCCCAUACAAGGAUCUUUUGGAUCCAGCUCGCUGGAAGAUGCUGAUCCAGCAGUUUCGAUAUGACAACUACAGACUGCAUCAGCUGGGAAACAACUCUGUGUUCACCAUCACCCUACAGGCUGGUCUGUCUGCCAUCAAGACACCUCAGUGCUACAAGGAGGAUGGUACCUCUAAGAACCCAGACUGCCCGGUGUGCAGUAAAUCCCUCAACAAGUUGGCCCAGCCGCUACCCAUGGCCCACUGCGCCAACUCCAGACUAGUCUGUAAGAUCUCUGGGGAGGUCAUGAAUGAAAACAACCCUCCCAUGAUGCUGCCUAAUGGAUAUGUCUACGGCUACAAUUCUCUUCUGUCCAUCCGCCAAGAUGACAAAGUGGUGUGUCCCAGAACCAAAGAAGUCUUCAACUUCUCUCAGGCUGAGAAGGUCUACAUCAUGUGAUCACUCAGAUAACCCUUCUGAGUAUCAACAUGAUCGAAUACGGCCCGUCAUUCAUCACCCGUGACCCGGCCGACUCAGAGAGCCACCUGUGGAGCUGUGAUCCAGUGCCCUUCUCCCCCCGCCUCAAACACAACCUACAUUUCCCACAAUCCCCCGCUCCCAGUACAUGAUCAGAUCAAGUCUGCCGGUUCCCUUCCCCCUCUCAUUUUAUCACACAGAAACUGGGCUCCUCUCCUCUCAGACUGUUUUAGAUGUGGCCAGAGAACAAGAUUGAUCUGAUCCAUUCAAGCACAUGGACUAUCAACAUUGUCAUUAUGUUAAAGGCCCUCGCUGUGACGUUUAGAGACUACAGAAAAGGACAGAGGGGGUGAGAAACUGCUAGGUAGAUAUUUGAUUUUAUUACAAUGAAUAAAAACUUGUUGAGGUUACUUUGACUUUUCACUAGUGGUGUUCCUUUGUUACUAAAACAACGUGGCAGGACUCUGUUAACUCCAUUAACAAAGAUUAACACACGAGAUUUGGGCCUUUUUCAGAACAAACAUGGCUGGCCUCCUGGUCAUGUGGUAGCAUCUCAUUGUGUGAUGCAUGCUGUCGACAUCCUUUGUCUUCUAGCCAUGUUUUUUGGUGGGUUGUUGCGGGGGUCGAUAUGUUAAAUGCCUCCUUUUUAAACGGCUUACCUUUUUGCAUUUCAUCCCCCCUCUUGUUUGUGAUACCAGAGCCUGAUUUUGGCCACAAUAGGCUCCUUUUCAAAUGUAAAUAUUAGAUAGGAAUUGAUCAUUCUCAUGUUUAAAUUCGAGGUUUUUGGGGGACAGGUAUCAACAAGGAAGAUUAACCUUCCACAAAGAUUGCUGUGUGACCUGAACAAGUGAUUUCUUGGGUGUUGUAAACCUGAUAUCGCCCACAGUUUCCUAAAGCUGGUUGAUCAUAAAUGCUUUUAAUUUCUGAGGAAGCUGUUAGUUUCACAAAUUUGGUGUAUUUAUCACCAUCGUGAAAGUUACGCAAUAUUCAAACAA